Molecule: messenger RNA, 1802 nt
Organism: Humulus lupulus (European hop)
Lineage: Eukaryota; Viridiplantae; Streptophyta; Magnoliopsida; Rosales; Cannabaceae
Product: dof zinc finger protein DOF5.7
Exons: 1
Coding region: 363-1544 (393 amino acids)
Biological process (GO): regulation of DNA-templated transcription
Molecular function (GO): DNA binding; DNA-binding transcription factor activity
Source: RefSeq, a predicted model, not a curated record
GUCUCUGCUUUGGUCUUAUUACUCAAAACGCUUUCUCUCUCCUCUAUCUACAUGUAUAGAUAUAAACCGACUUCUCUCUCUCUCUCUCUCUCUCCUAGAUAGCUUUAUUUAUUCCACCAGAUCCAACCACUAAAUCCACCUUAUAUAUAUAUAGACCAUCUCUAAACCAAAUCCCCUCUUUGAUGAAAAUCACAGGUACCCUUUACCAAUAUAUUUCCUCUCUCUACAUCCCAUGCAUGAAACUAUUCAAUUAAAUCAUCAAAAUCUUUGCCUCUAUCAAAGGAAACUAAACCACCUUCCAAUCCCAACACCAUAACCAAAAUAAUUUUCCACUACACUACUACUGAUUUCCAACCGAACCAAUGAUGUCCGCCGAUCCCACUCCGGCGGCAGCCUCCUCUAAGUCCACCCCCUCGAAAGAUGAGAUCCAUGGAGGCAGCGCUGGCUCGGGCAACCGGAAAAACUCUAACGCAGCAAGACCGGCACCGGAGCACUCUCUCAAGUGCCCUCGAUGCGACUCUCCCAACACCAAAUUCUGCUACUACAACAACUACAGCCUCACUCAACCGAGACACUUCUGCAAGACUUGUCGGAGGUACUGGACUAAAGGUGGAGCCCUACGAAACGUCCCCGUCGGCGGAGGCUGUCGAAAAAACAAGAAGGUUAAGUCCUCCUCCCGUCUCUCCGGUUCUGGUGCCGACUCCAAAGACUACUCCAGCUCCUCGUCCACAUCGGAUUUCGGGUUGAAGUUCUUUCACGGAAUUUCUCCGGCAAUGGAUUUUCAGCUCGGUGGGCUCUCCUUCCCUAGACUACAUCAUAACCCUUCAGCUGGAAUCUAUAACAGUAAUAGUAAUACUAAUAAUAGUAUUAACAACCAGCUUUCUUCUUUCGGAGAAGUCGUUGUUUCACCAAGUAGUACUAGUUUCGACAAUAACAAUCUAUCUGGGGCCUCAAAUCCUUUGGCGGGUACUUUUAGUUAUCCCCUAUCGUUGGCUCCGGGAGGGUUUAGUGCUCCCGCAGUUCAUAGCAGCCUAGCUUCUUCGAUCGAGUCGUUGAGUUCCAUAAACCAAGACCUUCACUGGAAACUACAGCAGCAGAGGCUGGCGGCGAUGUUGUUCGGCGGAGAUCAGCCUCAGAAAGAGGGCCUCGUUUCUCCAAGUACUGCUGUUAAUAAUAAUAACAAUAACAAUUCUCUAGGGAAUAGCCAGCACCUCCACCAGCAGCAACUGGAGAAGCCUCAAUCGUCGUCUGUGCCUCUUUUGUUUCAUAAUCUGGAGAUUUCAAGACAAGAUCAGCCGCCACAGAGAAAGGAUCAAUUAGUAAUUUCUAGCGGGGAUUCCACAACAGCCACCGGUAUGGAGUGGUUUUUUGGCAAUUCCAAUUACGCACAGCCGCCUCAGCCACCACUACCUCAGCCGUUUCAGGUAAGUGUGACGCCAAGUAACAGUGGUAGUACUAAUGGGCAUGAUCAGAAUGGGAGUACUUGGAUUAGUAGUAAUGGAAAUCAAGCAUGGAGUACUAGUGAUCACUUUACAGCUAUUUAGUUGGCUUUAAUUUGCCCUAGCUAGCAGGAAUGAUCAAGAGGUACUAGAGUCCUUACUAAAGGGACAAAGAAAAAAAGAACAAACAAAAUCAUAUUAUUGAAUUAUGCUAAAAUUAUGUAUAACACCCUCAUUUAGGCAGGCACAUGUUUAUUAAUUGUUAAUGUUUUUUUUUUCCUGGUUGCGUACUCAUAUCCAAAAUGUAUAAGUAAUUGGUAACAGCAAAGAAAACAGCGUUUUGCCCUAAAAUGAGCAGUACUA